AUGCCAGGACGUAAGACUACUUUGGCCAAUGCUAUAUAUAAGCAUCUUUCAAUUGAUACAUGCUUUGGGGUUCGUGCAUGGGGUAACUUAUCCCAAGUUUACCAGAAAGAGACCUUGUUGUACAGUAUAUUAGAUCAAGUGCAUGCCAAUCCAAGCCACGACAUCAGUGGAAAAGAUGUUGGUCAUAGGCUUUACCAAAGUUUAAAGCGUAGAAGGUACCUAAUCAUGUUAGAUAAUAUAUGGGAUACAGAGACCUGGAAUGGUUUACGUUCAAUUUUUCCUGAUGACGAGAAUGGGAGUAGAAUUUUAUUUACUACUCGAAGCCAUGGCGUUGCAACACAAGCCAACAAUUUUCCUUAUGCUUUUCAUCUACUCUCCAACAAAGAGAGCUGUGAAUUGCUAUGGCUAAAGCUAUUUAAUGGAGAAACUUGUCCUCGGGAAUUGUCAAGUAUCUCAAAGCGCAUUGCCUGCAGUUGUAAAAGGCUACGACUUGCAAUGGUUCUGAUAGCGGGAGCUCUGAACAGGACAAAGAAAGAAAAAGAUUCUUGGGAAAAGGUUGCUAGAACCUUCAUCAGGUCGCAAAGCAUACAGGAACAAAUCUGGGACAUCUUAGAAGGAAGCUACAAGCUUUUACCAGAUCACUUGAAUCCAUGCUUUUGGUACUUAGGAACAUUUCCAGAGGGCACAACAAUUUUUGUAUCCAAACUGAUAAGGUUGUGGAUUCCUGAAGGAUAUAUACAUCAGCCAAAUUCGGGCCAGAAGAGCUUAAUUCAGGAGGCAGAGAGUUGCUUGAAUGAUCUAAUUGAUAGAAGCCUCGUACUGGUUACCAGAUAA
Coffea arabica (coffee) is the source of this 834-nucleotide messenger RNA. NCBI's taxonomy places the organism in Eukaryota, Viridiplantae, Streptophyta, Magnoliopsida, Gentianales, Rubiaceae. The record is from RefSeq and is a predicted model, not a curated record.